AUGGCGCUCACAUCGAGAACUGAAACGCUCAUGAAGUACAUGAACCUUGACCAGAAGGGUAGCAUCAUCGCGGAAUAUAUCUGGAUUGAUUCUGCCGGCAACUCUCGAUCCAAGUCCAGGACGCUUCCUGCCAAGGAGUACGCCGUCCAGGAUCUUCCUACCUGGAACUUUGACGGUUCUUCCACUGGACAAGCUCCCGGUGACAACUCAGAUGUCUACCUUAAGCCCGUAGCAGUCUACGCCGACCCUUUCCUCGGAUCCCCUAACAUCCUCGUUCUCGCCGAUUGCUGGGACAGUGAUGGCACCCCCAACAAGUACAACUACCGUCAUGAGUGCGCGAAGAUCAUGGAGGCUCACAAGGAGAGGAAACCCUGGUUCGGCCUCGAGCAAGAAUACACCCUCCUCGGCGAAGAUGACAGGCCCUAUGGCUGGCCCAAGGGCGGUUUCCCCGCGCCUCAGUUCCAAUACUACUGCGGUGUUGGCUACGGCAACGUGGUUCAGCGCGAUAUCGUUCUUGCCCACUACAAGGCUUGCUUGUACGCUGGUAUCAAUAUCUCCGGUACUAACGCCGAGGUGAUGCCCGCUCAGUGGGAGUUCCAAGUUGGUCCCUGCGAGGGUAUCCAGAUGGGUGACCAGCUCUGGGUCUCCAGGUUUAUCCUUAACCGCGUCGCCGAAGACUUCGGUGCCAAGGUUUCCGUUCACCCCAAGCCCGUGAAGGGUGACUGGAACGGCGCGGGUCUCCACAGCAACUUCUCCACCGAGGAGAUGCGCGUUGAGGGUGGCAUGGCUCACAUCGAAGCCGCCAUCAAGAAGCUCGAGGCUCGCCAUGCCGACCACAUCGCUGUUUACGGCGAGGAGAACGAGCAGCGCCUCACUGGUAGGCAUGAGACUGGUGCCAUUGACCAGUUCACUUGGGGCAUUGCCACCCGUGGUGCCUCGAUCCGUAUCCCUAGGGAAGUUGGUGCUAAGGGUUACGGUUACUUCGAGGACCGCAGGCCCGCCUCCAACGCGGAUCCUUACAGGAUUACGCAUGCCAUUAUGCUCUCGUGUUUCGGCGAUGCUGAGUAA
Parascedosporium putredinis is the source of this 1068-nucleotide messenger RNA. NCBI's taxonomy places the organism in Eukaryota, Fungi, Ascomycota, Sordariomycetes, Microascales, Microascaceae. The record is from the annotation of a GenBank genome assembly.